Kwoniella mangroviensis CBS 8507 is the source of this 2679-nucleotide messenger RNA. RefSeq lists its product as uncharacterized. The transcript is spliced from 12 exons. Bases 1 to 2679 code for a protein of 892 amino acids. Gene Ontology annotation, molecular function: GTPase activity; GTP binding. NCBI's taxonomy places the organism in Eukaryota, Fungi, Basidiomycota, Tremellomycetes, Tremellales, Cryptococcaceae. Gene Ontology annotation, biological process: translation. The record is from RefSeq and is a predicted model, not a curated record.
AUGUCAAGACACAGAUUUGUCAGGAAUAUGGAUCUCGAUGACGAGAUGAAUGAGGAAGAGGAGGAAGGUUACUCUCAAGAAGAGCAAGCUCAAAUGGCAUCGGCUAUGCCAGUCGCACGAAACGCUUUAAAAGAUAUCAAACCGCCAAUAUCGGAUGAUGCGAUCGCCGAUUCCUUAUGGCAUUAUUGGUUCGACGUGGAGAAAGCUGUACAUUGGUUGAGACAGGAUCACGAGAAGAAAGGCGAAGCUCCACAUCCCUCACUUCGUCCUACACCUAAAGAACAACCUCGUCGUCGACCCAAAAAUCUCUUCUCGUCAAUACCCUCAUCUUCCUCAUCGAGUGAUUCUCCACAACCGCCACUCACGGCCUUGCAGCGGUUAUCCCUAUCGAGAAAACAAGCUACUUCAUCUUCACCUUCAUCUUCACCCGCACCUACAGCAACAGCAGUCUCAUCGAAUGAAAAUGGAGCUAAGCCGAUGUCAAAACUUGCUUUACUCGCUCAAAAACGGAAAGAAGCUGCUGCUGCUGCUGCCGGUCAAUCUGCCGAAAAUCCACUUCGAACACCUACCAAAUCUCCAUCGUCGUCCACUCCAGCAAGUGGCACGCAAAGUCCGAACUCGGAUACGGCGUCAAAACCAUCAUCGAAAUUAGCCCAGAAGAUGGCAGCAGCCCGAGCGGCAAGGGAGGAAUCUGCCGCCAAAGCAGCACCGACGCCUUUGUCAGAAGAUACGAUGGCCAUUGAUGAGCCUAACUCCACUUCAACAGUACAAGAUGAUCUAGAUAUCUUCUCGGCAUUUACUGUCCCCCAAAAACACAAAUCGCAUUCGUCAUCUUCAUCACCUUCAACAUUCUUCUCUAUCCUCACAUCUACAUCAUCCGCCGAUCAAAGUAAAACGGAUACGGAAAUCACCAAUCUACAUGUACCCCUCGCCACGGAUAUCUCAGCUUUAACUAAGAGAUUCGAAGAGGCCUUUGCUGAAAGUCCAGAUGAAGUUGUUCUUCGUAAGAGGCAGGGAAGAGCGGCUGCUAAAGCUGCCAAAGCAGCCUCCGUCUCUCAGAAAUCAGCUUCCUUACCAGGUAAACCACGUACUCAGACGGGCACAACGCCCAAAUCAAAACUUCAGCCCAAGACUCAGCCGAACUCGCCUGUAAACAGUACGAGCAAAGCGGGGUCGUCGGGAACAAGUACCCCGACAAAUAAGGGAAGUGGGAGCAAGAGUCCGUUGACUGUUGCCCAGCAGGAUUUGGCAGGUUUGCAUCUUGACCAAGAGGUUGAUCUGGAAGUUGAGAAGGAAAAGUACAAGGAGAGUGCUGCGUUAUCAAUGAAGACUGAGGAAUUGAUAGCGAAAGUCAGGAAAGAGGAGGAAGAGUCUGGAAAGAAGAAUAUCAGUAUGAUCGUUGUUGGCCACGUCGAUGCUGGUAAAUCCACUUUGAUGGGUAGACUAUUAUAUGAUAUAGGCGAAUUAAGUGAGAAGGAGAAAACAGCCAAUGAAAGAGGAAGUAAGAAAAUUGGGAAAGGUAGUUUUGCAUUUGCUUGGGGUCUAGAUGCAUUGGGUGAUGAGCGUGAUCGAGGAGUUACGAUCGAUAUAGCUACCACACACUUCACAACGCCUCAUAGAAAUUAUACAUUACUUGAUGCACCUGGACAUCGGGAUUUUAUACCUGCCAUGAUCUCUGGUGCGGCCCAAGCGGACGUAGCGUUAAUGGUUGUUGAUGGAUCUCCGGGAGAGUUCGAAGCUGGUUUUGAACGUGGUGGACAAACUAGGGAACAUGCUUGGUUAGUCAGGAGUUUGGGAGUUAAGGAGAUUAUCGUUGGGAUCAAUAAGAUGGAUCUUGUUUCAUGGUCUCAGGAUCGAUACGAAGAGAUCGUCGAAGCUCUAAAACCAUUCUUGCUUUCGGCCGGAUUCGCCUCUGCCAAAACUACAUUUAUGCCUCUGGCCGCUAUGGAAGGUAUAAACAUCUUGGAGAAUGAUGUUGAAGAAUUGAAAGAAUGGUAUGAUGGACCUACGUUGAUAAAUGCUUUAGACAAAGUCGAAGUUCCCUCUCGACCUUAUGAAAGUCCAUUACGAAUACCCGUAUCGAACGUGUUCAAAGGUCAGACUGCGGUUGCGUCGGGUGUAGCAGUAUCAGGUAGACUGUGUAGUGGGGUGGUCCAAGUCGGUGAUAGGCUGAGAGCAAUACCUGGAGAUGAGGUAGCUACGGUCAGGACAAUCGAAGUAGACGAAGAUUCAGCUCCGUACGCCGUGUCAGGUCAAAAUGUAACCCUUUAUCUAUCUGGUAUAGAUUCCAUCAACUUAUCGAUCGGUACGAUCCUGUGUCCGACGAGUCUACCUGUUCCAUUGGUAUCUAAAUUUACGACUCAGAUCUUGGUAUUUGACUUGCAAUCACCGAUCAUCAUUGGAACUUCGGUUGAACUGUUCCAUCAUUCGGUCAAUCUCCCUGCUACGAUUAGUAGGUUGAUUAACGUUUUAGAGAAAGGGCAAGUGACCAAGAAGAAUCCUAGAGUGUUACAAAAAGGAAUGACAGCAACGAUUGAAAUCACCCUCCGAUCGACAUCCAAUAACAACGCUAGGAUACCUAUCGAAACUUCUCAGCAGAAUAAGGAGAUGGGUAGGGUAUUGAUCAGAAGAAAUGGUGAGACUAUAGCUGCUGGUGUCGUAACUGAAUUAUUAGGGUAG